AUGUUGGAUCCGCCUGGCGUCUUCACUUAUCGCGACGGUGUUGCCGUAAUCCAAAUCUUUUUCUUCGCCAUAUUCCUGGUCUUUGGCUUUAUACUAUGUCAUCGCCACGGCUUCCGGCGCUCCGAAGGCUGGGUCAUAUUGAUCACCUUUUCUCUGCUGCGCUUAAUUGGAGCCUCGUUCCAGCUUGCAUCCAUCAACUAUCCGACUGAUUCUGUCUACGGUGGUGCACUCAUUUGCGAAGGAAUUGGCUUGGCGCCGCUGACACUGCUCAAUAUUGGCAUCUUUGGGCGACUGAAUAAAUAUGCCAAAAAGAUACAUCACAAGGCCUUUUCCGUCAUCUCCCUCGUCGCCAUUGCGGGUCUCGUGCUGGGCAUCUACGGUGGCAUCAACUCUUCCGAGUCGGCCGAUUUGGGAACCAACGCCUUGCUCAAAGCUAGCGUGAUCUGCUUUCUAGCGGCAUACGUUGCCUUUUUGGGUUUGUUCCUACUUUUCUUGACCUGGUUGAGCAGGAUCCCCCCCAACGAACGACCCUUGCUUUACGGCUUUGCCUGCUGCAUUCCCUUCAUGGUCGUGCGAUUCAUGUACAGCGUUCUGCCGACGUUUAUACCAAGCAUCAGGGACAACUACAAUGCUCUCUUUGGUAAUGUCACAAUAUAUCUGUUCAUGGCUGUCCUGGAAGAGAUCGUCAUUGUCGCCUGUUACGUCUACAUCGGCAUGAGGUUAGACGAGCUCCCGCCCGAAUUGAAGGCCCCGCCUUUGAGCUUCAAGAAGAAGGAUAAGAAGAAGAAGAGAAAGCACUCGUCACAGGAUAGCGGUGAGAACAUCUUGAAAUGA
Talaromyces marneffei is the source of this 834-nucleotide messenger RNA. RefSeq lists its product as uncharacterized. The transcript has 2 exons. The record is from RefSeq and is a predicted model, not a curated record. Lineage: Eukaryota; Fungi; Ascomycota; Eurotiomycetes; Eurotiales; Trichocomaceae. The coding region runs from base 1 to 834 and encodes 277 amino acids.